CGAGCAGACAGGUGCGGGCGGCUCGGGUUGCGCAGGAGACACCGGCAUGGCCAGUCCUGGCGCAAAGGCGUCGUGGCUCUCGCAGCCGAGCGUGAAGAGCGUGCUGGUGUAUCGCAACGGGGACCCUUUCUUCCCGGGGCGCCGCAUUGUCAUCCACGAGAAGAAAGUGUCCAACUUUGAUGUGUUCCUGAAAGAGGUGACGGGUGGGGUGCAGGCACCCUUUGGAGCUGUGCGAAACAUCUAUACCCCCCGGGGUGGGCAUCGUGUCCGGCAGCUGGACGAGCUCCAGAGUGGGGAGCAGUACGUGGCUGGUGGCAGGGAGGCCUUCAAGAAGCUCAACUAUUUGGACAUUGGAGAAACAAAGAAAAAACCUCCUGAAGUCAAUAAUGAGGUCAAGCCAGUUACUCACAGUAGGAUCACCGUGUCAGCACGGUUUCGAAAGCCUCUCCAGGAGCCCUACACUAUUUUCCUGAUUGCUAAUGGCGACCUUAUUAGCCCUGCAGUGCGCCUCCUCAUUCCCAGGAAAACACUGAAUCACUGGGACCAUAUUCUUGAAAUGGUGACAGGAAAAGUUACCCUCAGAAGUGGAGCUGUUCACAGACUCUACACUGUAGAUGGAAAACUUGUUCAGAAUGGGUCAGACUUGGAGAAUGGGCAAAUUUAUAUUGCAGUGGGUAGAGAAAAGUUUAAGAAAUUGCCAUAUGGUGAUCUGCUGUCCAAAUCUACGACAAGAAGGCCACAGGGUUCCAAAACCUCUGUACUACCUCCAAUUGUGGGAUCUCGAAAGUCUAAAGGCAGCGGAAAUGAUUGGCAAUCUAAAUCUACCAGUGACCGGGGAGAAAACAGUUCCUCACCUCAGCUUCCCAAAAGGAAAGACAAAAAAAGCCAGAAUCCAGAGAAUUCUGUGUCCAGGCGACACUUUUCUAACCCCUCUACAAAAUUAAAACAGACAGUAAAAGCUUCCACAGGAGUCCUUCAGGAUAAUGGUGAAGAUAUUUACAAAGCCAGAGAAGAAGGGUCUGAAAUGUGGGGGGCAGUUGAAGUGCAAGAAGAUGAAGAUACUCUUGUGGAAGUUCCACUGGACCAGAGACCAGCAGAAACUGUAGAUGAAGAAGAAAAUGUAGAGGAGGAAGAUGACAGGGGAGAGGAGGCAUAUAAAGGAGAAUAUCCAGAAAUGAAUGGAGAGGAAAAUGGGGAAACUGUUAAAGAAAGAAUUGAAGUGGAAAAAAUUGAAAAUAAAUUAAAUGAAAAUUAUGAAGAUGAAGCAGGAGAAACAGAGAAUGUUGACCAAGCAGAGGAAAAGGAACUUAUCCAUUUAAAUGGCAAAAACAAUGAAGGAAAUGGUGCAGGAAUGGAGCAUUUGAACUACCAAGGUGAUCUUCAGCCUGAAGAAGAAAUAAAAGAGGAUUCUGGCAGUCAGAACCAGGUUGAUCCUGAUCUUGAGAAAGCAUCCACAAGUCCAAGGGUGACAAUCACCAGCCCCCAAGAAAGUGAAAAGAAUGACCAGAGCAAUGACUGUGCCGCAGUUGCAUAAAGAAGAAAAAUGUCAUGAGCAGAAAAUGAAAAAAGGAUAACACUUUAAAUAUGAAGCAUGUUAUUUUUUGUGGUUGGUAAGGAAGGAGGGUUGAGCAAUGAGUGGAGAGAUGAUGAUGCUCUAUGGACUGAUGAAAAACAAGCAUUUAUAUCUACUAGAAGAACAUAGAAUUAUUUUUACAGGGUGAGAUUUUCUGAUAGGAUUUGAGGGGGGGGGGAAAUGCAAGAGUACUUUAUAGUAGUAUUAGAAAUAAAUGAACUAUUCUGUGGUAUAAGAUAGUUAGCAGCAAUAGAACAACCACAAAAAUUACACUGUUCCAGGUAAAGGAAAAGAGACCCACCCAGAUUCAAUGUCAAAACUUAUUUGUCGAUUUGUUCAUAAAAAGAAACUGUUUUUCACCUUUUAACUAGGACAUGUGUGGUUUUUCCUCUGAAAUUCCACAUGAUAGGUAUAAUUUCCAGGUAAAACAUUAGGAUAUAACUAGAAUAUGUUCCUCACCUAAUGGAUUUAUGCUCACCAAAAAUGGUUUACUAUAAUGAGGGACCAGUUCAAUGUUACCAAAUAGUCUAUUUUCAGUAUAUUAAUUAGAAUUACUAGGUUUUGCAUACAUAAGUAGCAUUUAUUUAGCACUAUGAAUACAUGUGGACUGGUUGCAAUACUGCAGCUUGUUUCCAUUUAAAACAGAAUUUUUUUUAUUGUCCUGAACUGUUUCACUAAGAGUGAAUUAUUGUCCUCAUGAAAAAAAACAAAGGAAGAGUACAUUGUAUAUUAAUUUAAAAAUUUGAUUUUGGAUGGAUUUGUAAUUCAGUAUAGAGAAGCUUAAUUUAUUAAUGAAAUUAAAAAAACCCACAUGCCUGGAUUCGGACUGAAAUUUCCAUUAAACCAUUGCUGUUGAUGGAGCCAUUUUAAUAUGUGAGACAUCAGGAUGAGCCCACCCAGCUUUCUGUAAAAGUCAGAAACAAUUAUUGCAUUUAUGAACCCUCUGCAUAGCCUUAAUGGUUGGAAGUGUGUCAUCAUCCUUUUGAGCAAGCUGUCUCCUGAUAGGCUGUGGCUUAAUAUGCAUUAGUAAAUAAGGCAUUGAUCCACAGUAUUAAUUCUCUUAAUGACACUGAUUCCACUGCUCUUAUCAUUUCUCUGUUAGUAAUGGGAAUAAUUUGUAGUUCGUAGAAAUACAGCCCUGAGCAUAAUUUUAUUAAUUAUACAAAAGAAAUAGUGGGUUUCCUUAUCAUUAAUGGUAGUAAAUUAUUACUACAAGAAACUAAAUGUCAUUUUUGCUGAUUUCAUGCCAUUAAGAAAAGAAUUACAUUUAUGAACAAAUUGAAGUUGAAGCACUGUUUAAGGAAUGUGAAGAGCCACUUGUCAUAACUGAAAUUCAAGCAAACAUCUUCCCUUCUUCUACUAGUUAUUAAGUAUAUUUUUCCAACGUAAUUGAAAUUUGUGGAGAUCCUUCAGCAUAUUUCUGUGCUUUGGCAAUGUUGGUAUAAAAGACAUGUUAAAAAAAUGUAUGAACAGGGUUAGAACAGUUUGCCCUGUCACAUCUCUGAAUUGUCUGUGAAACUUUCUUGAAACCUUCUGUCUGUGAAACCUGUAGCUUCUGUUGAGCUGUCUGACAAAGAUCGAAGGGAAUAUUGCAUUUGUGAUCAGUUCAAAAUAAGCUCCUCAUUUAGCCAAGCUCUCAAGCUCUUAAGCAAAGUAUGCAUGCUUCUCUUUAUCUUUUUUUUUCUUUUUUUUUUUUUUUUUUUUUUGUGAUAGCAAUUAAGCCUAUGGUCAAAUAUAUUUGAUUUCUCUGGGAUUUAAAAAGACAUUUAUGGUUAAGCAGUUGUAAAAACCAACCAACUCUUCCCCCCCCAAACAUCUACAACAAUAGCCUGAAACAGAAUGGACAAAAUAACUGAGGGUGAUAGUGAAGUAAAAUGACACAGGUGCCUUUAUUGUUGGUUUCUAUUUAUAGCUUCUGAGUGCCAGUAGUUUCUGUCAUUUCUUUCUUUUCCCCAAAAGUUUGGUAUUUUCCGUGCUUAAAAGACUUACAGAUAUCAAUAAGAAUAAUUUAAAGGAUUAAACGAAAUUCUAGGGAAAUGUAAUGUUAUCAUUUUUCUUCAUAGGAGCAUGAAAUUCCUGUGAGUGUCACUCAACUUCGAAAAUGUUUCCCCCUCUGUUCUCUUGUAAGAAAGACAGGAUGUAUUUCUUCAAAAAAACAAAUCACACUGUGUGGAAAUAGAGAUAUGACCAUUUUAUCAUUCACCUUGCAACACUGACAACAUGAAUUUUGUAUCAGGUUCUUUUAUUUAGGGAAACUAGUUUAUGCCUAACAAGUAAUUCUAGUAGAAAUUAAACUAGAGUGAUACAGGUGGUCUUGCUAAUAGUUUCUCUGUCAUGAUCUGCUGUGUGUGAUGGCUUAACUCAGUUUUACCAGUUUAUGUAAUGUUAUUUUAUUAUGCUUAUGUACAACAAUUCUGAGUGUUUUUUACAGAACUGUUGUCUUAUUUUGCUUUUAUUUUUAAAAAUAAUUUGCUAAUAAAGAGAACUAGUACAGAUA
Messenger RNA from Serinus canaria (Common canary), 4070 nucleotides. It is a transcript of the gene DCDC2, whose product is annotated as doublecortin domain containing 2. Lineage: Eukaryota; Metazoa; Chordata; Aves; Passeriformes; Fringillidae. Gene Ontology annotation, biological process: dendrite morphogenesis; regulation of cilium assembly; neuron migration. The transcript is spliced from 10 exons. The coding region runs from base 47 to 1534 and encodes 495 amino acids. The record is from RefSeq and is a predicted model, not a curated record. Gene Ontology annotation, cellular component: microtubule organizing center; microtubule; axoneme.